AUGAUCAAACAAGCCAAGAAUAAAAAUGUCUCAUGGUUCGUCAUCCUGGUGGUGGACAGCACAGACAGAGAGAGGCUGGCCAUCUCUAAAGAGGAGCUCUACAGGAUGUUGGCUCAUGAGGAUCUGAGAAAAGCAGCUGUGUUGAUAUUUGCCAAUAAGCAGGAUAUGAAGGACUGUAUGUCUGCAGCGGAGAUCUCCAAAUACCUCACCCUGAGCUCCAUCAAAGACCACCCCUGGCACAUACAGUCCUGCUGCGCACUUACAGGAGAAGGUUUAUGCCAAGGUCUGGAGUGGAUGACUUCCAGGGCCGGACUAAGAUAGCCCCUCCUGCGCCAUCGAUGGCCUGACUACCUGCACCACCGAACCCGGUGGCACAACAGCUUAUUGGCUUAUUGUUACUUUUUUUUUAUUAUUAUGUUUUGGGAUUUUUUUUUUGUUUUUUAAAAAAAGUUGGACUUUGACCUCCUGCAAAGACGGCACGCACAUUUUUACGGGAGCACUGACACUGAUCCUUCUCCCCAAAAAAAAAAAUCGUGACUGGGGCGACACUAAUGAAUCUUCGUGGGGGGGUUUGUCAAACGUCACUAUUUACAGUUAAAGGAGAAGAAGAAGAAGAAAAAUAGCUUCAGUGAGACUCAUUUAGAGUUGCAUCGGACUCUGAUCAUUAACGCUAUCUUACAUAUCAUGUUACAUUUCACUAUAUCGUACCAGAUUGUGCCAUAAACAUCACGUGGACGCCCAGUUUUUGGGGUGAAAAUAUGGUGCAACUUGACGAUUUUCUGUGUUUUUUGUUUUUUUCUCUAAUGUACAGGUACAAUAUAACAGGACAAGCAAAAAGGGAUUUCACACAGUAUGUUGUUUAACUGGUUUUGAUGGGAAUGGUGGCACAAAGUUCGGUUAAAUUCAUGGAAAAAAAAAAAAAACAUACUUUGUUUUACGUUCUCGGACAUUUUGUUACAUAAUAUGUCUUCUUCAGUUUCAUAAGCUACAUCGUUUUGGGUGGUUUAUAUUCUCACAUUACAACGUUUAUCGGUGCCGUUAUUAAAAAAAAGAAAAAAAGAAAGAAAGUGGUUUAAUUAAAUCUCUCCCUCCUUCCUUUUUCUUAACUUUUGAUCCCCCCGUUCUUGCACGUUAUUGAGCCAAAAUGGUGUCGGCAUGCCAACGUUUUUUCCCCCCAUUUUUAAAAAACAACAACCCUUAAAAACGUUUCUCGAAUAAGCAAAUUCGUUCAGAUUUCGCGAUAAUUUUUUUUUUUUUUCCAAGUACAAAAAAGAAAGCUCAGUUUUUAAUGACAGUAUUUUAAAUUUUUAAACCGCUAUAUUUUGUCAAUGAUGCUUUUAUGAGUUGUAUUUAAUUUUAUUCUUUUUAUAUAUAUAUAUAAUUUUUUUGCUUUUAUAGACUUGUCAGAGCUUUUUUUUCGGGGGGGGCGGAGCAAGUUAGCAUCUAGUUUUUAUUUUUUUUGUAUUAUUAACACACGAUAAUUGGUGCUGUGCGAGUGAGUGUGUUCUUUUUCUUUUUUUUCUCGCAUCCUAAAAAUCUAUGAUAUAAAUAUAUAUAUAUAUGGAUUUUUGUUAAUUUUUUUUUCCGCAGCCAUUUUGGCAUAUAUUCCUCUUUAAAAAAAAAAAAAAAAAAAGUUUGUACUUUAAGAAAAAAAAAAAGACAAAACAAAGGGAUCAGAAUAAGCCAGCAUGAAGCAAAACCCUCGAGGCAGCAUCGGAGCUUUUUCUCGGACUUGAAUGGCACCAAAAAAAAGUGUGAGGAGGGGCGACGGAGGGGGGGGGGGGGGGGGGGGGUAUAAGGAUCCUCCUCUUUACUGAGUGUGCCACAACAUAUAUAUAUAUAUCUCCUCAACCACUCGGACUGUGGUUUAGUAGCAUUAAGAUGACUAAUAUCUCAAUAUUUUGGCCGUCAUAUAAGGUACAAUACUUGAUCCUCAGCCUUAACCGUGCUGUUGUGAGUGUCUGGAGGACCGUGUGUGUAUGAAUCGGACAUUCUGCUCAUGAUUAUUGAUUUUGUUUUCGGGGUUUUUUUACCCUUUUUUCUUUUUUGAAGAUCAGGUUUGGUACAGAUCUAUGCACGUGUCACUUUGAAACCUUGUUAUACCUCCUUGUGAGUUCCUCAGUGGCCAAAACAAUGGGUGCAAGAAGAAGAAGGAUGAGGAAGAGGAGGAGGAGGAAGAGGAGGGGGGGUGCAUGAGUUUCACUGUUGAUUAAAAACAGGGUGAUGAAAAUAUCGGCGAUCUGUGGGAACGAUGUGUUGUUGUACACGAGUGAAGGGAAAAAGAAGGGGUGAAGUUUUUUUGAAAGUGUUUUUAAAAGGUUGAAGUUUACAGCUUUUUACCUUUAAUAUCUCUCUCACACACACACACACACAGCAAGGGAAGUGAUCAUGUUCUCAGUGUGGUGACGUGUAGUCCGGGUCAUGUACUGUAACACACUCUUCAUCUUCAUUAAAAGUUUGUUUUGAACUCUCA
Messenger RNA from Scomber scombrus (Atlantic mackerel), 2473 nucleotides. Its product is annotated as ADP-ribosylation factor-like protein 5B. Lineage: Eukaryota; Metazoa; Chordata; Actinopteri; Scombriformes; Scombridae. Bases 1 to 321 code for a protein of 106 amino acids. Gene Ontology annotation, molecular function: GTP binding; GTPase activity. The record is from RefSeq and is a predicted model, not a curated record. Gene Ontology annotation, biological process: intracellular protein transport; vesicle-mediated transport; protein localization to Golgi membrane. Gene Ontology annotation, cellular component: cytoplasm; trans-Golgi network. The transcript has 4 exons.